Messenger RNA from Cinara cedri, 4865 nucleotides. NCBI's taxonomy places the organism in Eukaryota, Metazoa, Arthropoda, Insecta, Hemiptera, Aphididae. The record is from the annotation of a GenBank genome assembly.
ACUGUAUUUAGUGAUAGGGUUUUGGAAAACAAAAGCGGGAUGUCGAUAGCACAAUAUCAGGACACAGUCGAAACACUAAUCGAACAUAUCAUUAGACAAUGGCUGAUGCCGAUGCAAGUAGUCGAUCAGUCGAAUAUCGAAGAAAAAUGGUUAUUCGACGCGAUCGCCAAUUUCCUAAGAAUCGUCAACUCUAAUCAUGUAAAAUGAACACGAUAAUAUUACUCUUUCGUUAUUCGUCGUUUGCUUUAUAUUGUAAAAUUUGGUUGUACAAAGAUUUUACCGGGUUGGAAUCUAGAAGCUAGAUUUAUACUGGACAACAUUCAACCUGUAAUGUUUUACGACAGUUUCACAAAUUCUAAAUCUUUAUCCGAGUUCGGAUACCAAUCGGAUCAAUAUAAUUAUAUGAGUUCGCAUAAAGGUAAUACUAGUUACAGAAUAUCUACGUAACUACUUCAAUUGUUAAAACAUAAUUUAUACCUAGGUACGUUGAUUUUGCGAAUGUUGAACUACACGUUUACCGAGGAUAUUUUUAAACAAACUCUUAGGGAAUACAUACACACCGAGUAAGUUAUAAUACUAAUAAUAUUACAAUAUAUUCGAUUUACAUAAAAUAUACCUACCCAUUUAAAGGUUUAUUAAACGUUAAAUAUUUUUAAUUGGUUAGAAUUUACAAAUAUAACGACGCGGCGAGCUUUUGGAAACUAUUAGAUGACAACGUGAGACUCAAGUCGACUAAGAUACCUAAAAACUUGGAUGUAUUUCAGAUCGUCAACUCGUGGACACGGAAUAAAAAUUAUCCACUGAUCACGAUAGAAGUUCAGGGUGACGAUAUAAUUUUGAAACAAGUGCGAUAUGAAAAAGAUAAAUCCCUGUUAAUCAUAAUACGCGCACAGCAAAAUUAAACUGCAUUAUUUUUUUUAUAUAUACACACUAUAUGUAUAUAGUUUCGGUUCAACUACAACCAAACUAUACCCACAGAUGAAUGGAUAAUACCCGUAACCCUGACUUCGGGUAUGGCAUAUAGCACGACGAUUUGGAUGAAAAACAGCAAAGAAGUCAGGGUCCCGGGAUACAAUUUAGCGUCAAAUGGUUCGUGGAUAUUGGCCAAUCAACACCAAACAGGUCAAGUAAAUAAAUCAGUCAGUUAUAUGGAUAGAAAUUUCCGAAAGAACGAUUUUUAUAAUAAUAAGAGAAAAAUGAAUACUAAAAAUCAUUCGUAAAAUACGUUACUCUAUGUUUUGAUAUGUUAAUUGAUCGGAAGCGUUAUAUUACAUUUCCCCCGAGAGAGAAUGUCUUUCUGAGGAAACCCUGUAUUAAGUAAUUUUCUCUAGAAGAUCCAACAUAUGACUUGAAAGUUGUACCAAAAAAAAUAUGAUUUUUUAAAUAAAAACGGAAGAAGAAUUUGAAGAAGAAGUAGUCUUAUUUUGUAAAAUAGUGUUCUACGCUUACAAGAUAUCAAUGAAAACGUAACUAUAGAAUUUUUUCUUUACGAGAAAAAUGGAAAUUCUAUGCAGUUGAUGACUUUGGUGCAUUGUGGUAUGAGAAGCACGAAACCAAAUUUGGUAUUUAGAAGGAAAUAUUAAAAUACUAUAUUUUGAUAUUAGUCUUUUGAGAAUUUCACAACAAAAUGAUUGUAAGGAUAUAUAUCAGAAAGCACAUUGGACUUCGGUAAUAAAACAAUUACUAAAAAUUUGCCAUACUUAAAGAUGUAAGCUAUUUAAGCGUAGCAUUAUAAAUAUGUAUGUGUAAGAUAAAUGUUUUUUAUCGAAAUUCAUUAGGUAACUUCAGCACUACUGCAGCCAUAAGAUUAAUAUUAGGGGACUAUUUAAGGUUACACUUCCAAAUGCGAAAAUAAUCUUAUUAGGAAUAAAUGUUUAAUAUAAGUUUUUGUAUUUUCUAAAAAUUUGGAUUUUCAUAUAUCAUAAUAAAAUACUCUUCUUUUCGGAAUUUUGAUUCCUGGUUAAGAUUUCUCAAUCCCAGUUCAAUUUUAUCGAUCUCAGAAUUUUAAUAAAUCGUUCUAUUUUAUAAAUAUGUAUAAUACUACAAUGAUUACAUUAUAAUAUUUACAAGAAUUUAAAAUAAUUGAUUAUACGUUUUUCAUUUUUUUCUUAUUCCAGGUUACUAUAGAGUUAUAUACCGUGACAACUUAUUAGGUAGGAUAUUGCACGAGUUCAAAACGGGCAAUUCAUUCGAUCCGUACACCGUAGGACACGUGGUUGGAGAUAUUUUCGAAGGAGCGUUAACUGGCAUAAUAAAAUUCAGUGAUGGGCUGGAAUUUUUCACAGAAUUUAUUGAAAACGUUGGUCCAUAUUAUGGACACUGGAAUCCUAUUAUAAACGCAUUCAAUAAAAUAGAGAUGGUAUUAAAAGACACUGGAGAACACGACUCGUAUUUGGUAUUUAAUAUUCCCCAUUAAAAUAAUGCAUAUUAAGUAUCAGGUAGAAAAAGUUCGUGUUUGUAUGGCCAGACGCAACGAAGAAGAACGUCUCACAUUUUCUAUAACUUUUGAUUUAUUUUUUUUUAGAUGAGUAGGUAUGUAGAUUUUUCAUAGGCGAUGCUGUAUAAAAAUGCGAACUUUUUCGUAGCAGCAAAUGACAUAUAGUAUAGGUAUUCAGUGUGUUUCAUUGAAAUAAUAACAGGAAUUAUUCAAUUUCUGUUCAUUGAUCUCAGAUUAAAAUGGAAUUUUUUGAAAAUCCUUAUCAUUUGGAGUGCUGUGAUUCAUAGCGUGACUACAGAUUAAACAUAAUAGAUGAUAAAUCAUACAAAUUUUAAAAUUAUAGCAAACAAUUCAAAAAAAAAAAAUAAGGAAAUUUUAAGACUACAUCUAGUCAAAUUUCUCAAAUUAAAAAAAAUUUUUAAAAAUCUAUUCUCAAUAAUUUUAGUAAAUUAUUAGUUAAAUUUGUACUUUAAGUUUCCUCCCUAAAAAAAAACCACGUUACUUCCAAUGUCCAAUCAUCGUGGAAUAUUGUACAUUGUACAUAGGAUUUACCAAUGUAUGAAUAAUAUUUUUUUUAAAUAAAAAUCAAACCUACGUAUUAUUAUACUUAUAUUUCUCAACUUAAAUAAAAUACCUACUAAAUUAUAUUUUAAAUUUUCUUUUGAAAUCCCAAAUACCGAAAUAUAAUUUUUUAACAUAUAUUAUUCAAAAUAAUAACUUCAAUAUUAAUAAUAUAAUCAUAACUCGCCCCAAUUUAAUUUUAGCUAUUUAAAAUUUAUUAUAAUAAUAAAUAAUUUCAUUAUGAAUAACAACAUAUCAUAUAUAUUUAAUUGUGUAUCAAGAAUAUUCCAUAAAAACCAAAAUAUUAUUCAUAUUCUUUUAUAAUAACUGUCAUUCUGUUAAAUACAAAUAUUUUACCAUUUUAAAGACUUACAUAUCAAUAGUAGCUGAAAUAGCGUACAAUGUAUUCAAUAAAGCAAAAGUAAAUAACGCCGACCUGAUAUUCGGCAUGAUAGAAAUGUUGUGUUUUGCGGGUCGAGCGGAACUAGACGAAUAUGUGUUAAAGGUUAAAGAGGAUUAUGAAACGUGGAAGAAUGGAACAAACACGAAUCCGUAAGUCGAUGUAUACCCAUUCAAAUUUGGUAUUUUGCACGAAUAAUAAAUUUGACUUUAUUCGAUUCUCAAUUUAGUUUCAGGCCUAAUUAUCGUAGAGCCGCAUACUGUACAAUACUGCAAUACGCUACUGUAGAAGAUCAUAGAUUUUUCAUAAAACAAUAUCUACAUUCCAAAUGGACGCCAGAGAGAAAAAUCCUAGCCAAAAGUUUUUCUUGUUCACGAAACACGCAGUUUUUAUCUUGGUAAACAUUCCAAUAGACGUAUAUACCAUGUUUAAACUAAUAGAUAAAUGUAUAAUAUCAAUUUUAUCAUAAUAUCUUCGACAGGAUAUUGACGUUUGAUGGAUUACAUUCCGAGGACCUAUCCGACGUUUGGGUUUCGAUACUAGAUAACCCAACAUCUGGCCCGUUCGUGUUUUACUUUUUUCAGAACAAUUGGGAAAAAUUAUACGAAAAGUAAGUUUUAAAUAAUAAUUUUUUAUAAGUACUUAAUUUCCAAUAUAAAGGUAUGUUAAAAUAUAGUUAUGCAGAUGUCAAUAUUAACCUGCUGAGUACAAUGUUGCACGCGGCGAUUCGUGGUUUAAACACUGACAUCGAUCUUGAAAUGCUACAGAUGUUUACCGAAAAACAUUUUAGCGACAUCAGUGGAAAAAAAAAACACCCAGCACUGCUGGAGGUUUUGUACUUGGAGGAAGAGAUACUAAAACAAAAGAUCUGGUGGCGGAAAAAAUAUGAAGUGGUGAUCGGCAAUUGGCUAUGGCAUGCAAUCAUGAACUAUUCCAAAUCCAUUCAUAGAAAACCAAUCAUAAAUGUCAACAUAUCUGAAACCGACCGUAAUGACAGCGUUACGAAUACAAGCACGNAUGGUGGAUAUGAAAUUGGACCAGUGGCGGUGGUAGAAAACACUAAUCCAGCAAGAAGUACCAAGCCUACGGAAGUGGUGAAUUCAAAUAACAACUUAAACAAAACUGGCUUCAAAUCUUUGACGGAAUCGAAUCCAAAUCUGACGGAAACCAACGAAAAUGAAACUGCAUAGUAGAUCUACCGUUACCGAUUUUAGAAACUGCUCUAAUGAAAAAUUAAAACAGAGAAAAAUAAUAAAAACAGGACGAAAAACACGAAUAUCAAAAGGUGUACAAAAAAAAAAAAAAAAAAAAUGAUCUUUUGUUAACACUAUUCUAAUAUUAAUCUUUAACGGAAAAAUACAUGUAGUUCUAUAGGCUAUACUGAAAUUACCGAUCCCUAUUAAAUAAUUUAGGUAAACUAAUUUAAUUAUAGUUUUUGACAUUUAUAAUAAUUUGAAUGGGAAGAUU